Messenger RNA from Adineta steineri, 248 nucleotides. The record is from the annotation of a GenBank genome assembly. Lineage: Eukaryota; Metazoa; Rotifera; Eurotatoria; Adinetida; Adinetidae.
AUCUUGAUUUACUUGAAAAACGUAAUCGACAUGCACUUAAAUGUGUACAAAUUGAAACACAAUUGAUAUAUGCAAAUUUGGAAGCAUUUGUUUAUAUUCUAAGUAGUCUUGGUAAUAGUCAAUGUAAAGGAUCAUCGGAUCUUCUUAAUAUUUGGAAAUCAUUUGCAAGUAAAAUAUCUCAACUUGGACAAAAUUAUAUUAAUAAAUCACCAAUACAACGAACACAUACAAUUGGAUUAAGAAAAUAA